This is a messenger RNA of Stegodyphus dumicola, 690 nucleotides long. RefSeq lists its product as uncharacterized. The record is from RefSeq and is a predicted model, not a curated record. NCBI's taxonomy places the organism in Eukaryota, Metazoa, Arthropoda, Arachnida, Araneae, Eresidae.
AUGAAUAGUGGUACAGCUACGUUGAUGACUAAUUUAUCUCUGAGAGAACUUAGCAUUCCAGAUCUAUGGCGGAUAGAAACAAUAGGAAUUAAUGAUCCCGCUGAAACAUUGUCUAAAAAGGAAAAAGAAGAGCUAGCCCAUGAUUUAAAUGAAGCAGAAAGAAGGUUGUUUAGCACUACAAGACUGAAGAAGUUAAGUAAAUUUGAAGAUUAUGACCUAGUCUUUAAAGAAUGGCAAAAAGAGAAUGUCAAACAGGAAGUCUCAAAAAAGAAACUAGCAGAAGUAGGAGGCCAUUACUUGUGUCACCAUCCAGUUAUUAAGCCAGAGAGUGUUACUACGUCUAUCAGACCAGUUUUUGACGCCUCGUGCAAAGUUGGAAUAGCACCAUCUCUAAAUGAUUGUCUCUUCAAAGGACCAAACUUGAUAGAAGAAAUUCCCGCUAUAUUAUUGAGAUUCCGAGAAAAGGCUAUUGCUGUUGUAUCCGACAUUAGAAGAGCCUUCCUCCAAAUUGAAGUUAAGGAAGAAGAUCGUCGAUUUUUGCGAUUUUUAUGGUGGGAGAAGGAAAAUAAAAUUAAAGUCUAUCAACACAACAGAGUGUUAUUUGGAGCUACUUGUAGCCCUUUUUUACUCAGCGCAGUUAUAAGAUACCAUUUGAACAAGUAUCCAAAACAACUCAAAACCAGUUACUGA